AUGGUCGCCGCAGAAGCUCAUCAAUUUGAUCAGCAGCAGUUCGUGCAGAAUCAUAAUAUGGAAACCUCUUCUCCCAAAAUGAAGGCAGAGCCCGGCAUGACCGAAACGGGUGACCAUCAGGUCCUCUCGUUCCCGCCUCAUGCCGCCAUGAACCAGAUGCCGAACAUUCACCAGGACAUGCGCUACGCCCCGCAGACGCAUCCUGGUGCUGGGUUUCUGCAAAAUCCUUACGGCGCCGGGCCGUUCGCUACUGGUCCGCAGAUCCCGAAUGGUGCCCCUCCCCAAGGACGAACGGAUCCUCCUCCCAAAACGUUUCACUGCGCGACCUGCAGCAAGGGUUUUGCUCGACGCAGCGACCUGGCAAGGCACGAGCGUAUCCAUUCCGGCGUCCGACCUCACGCAUGCGAUUGGCCGGGCUGCGGAAAGCAGUUCAUCCAGCGCUCUGCUCUGACGGUUCACUCUCGUGUUCAUACGGGCGAGAAGCCACACAUGUGUGAACGUUGUGGGAAGCCUUUCAGCGAUUCGUCUUCGUUGGCCAGGCACCGCAGAAUCCACUCCGGGAAACGACCGUACAAGUGCCCCUAUGCGAACUGCCAAAAGACUUUCACUCGUCGCACUACAUUGACGCGCCACCAAAACCACCACACAGGCACGAUCGAAGAGGCCGCGGCGGAAACCGAAGCCAAUCUCCGACAGAAUAAAGAAAGGGCGCGAGUCGGCGAGGGGAUGUUCUCGGAGCACGGUUCGGUGUCGUUACACUCGACUCCCUCUCCGGCGCAUCAUCCUAUCUCUCCAGCUGGUGACCUCCCUCCUUUGAACAUGUCGCGCUCCGAUUACUACAUGGGCAGCGGACCUAUUCCGCCCCAUGUUCGCGGAGACUUUUCGCAGGCUAGCCCCCGAGCAUCUCCCACGGCCACCUCUCCGUCUCUGUCCAGCUUCAGCAGUGCUCCCCUGCCUCGACCUUCCAUGACCUCCCAUCCUUCGGGUUACGCCCCCCCUCAGCCUCUGGAGCCCCCUGCCAACAAUGACCACCGGCCGAACAGCGUUAGCGGCAGUCCUCAUAUGUCAAACUUGGGCUGGGCCUCGCCCUCUCACGGUAGCAUCCCGUCUCCUGGCUCCGCGCACGACUUCGGUUAUCCUGAGCCCAACGGACCGGCGUAUGCCAGCUCCAUGCCUCCCCACAUGUACUUUCCCAACUCGACCAUUCGGCGACCCACCAGUACUGAACCCGAGAACUAUGAGAUGAAGCCUAAACUUGGCGAACACUCAUGGACUACUCCGGUAUAA
Messenger RNA from Aspergillus affinis, 1287 nucleotides. Its product is annotated as putative C2H2 finger domain protein. Gene Ontology annotation, cellular component: transcription regulator complex; PcG protein complex. The transcript is spliced from 3 exons. Gene Ontology annotation, molecular function: DNA-binding transcription factor activity, RNA polymerase II-specific; RNA polymerase II cis-regulatory region sequence-specific DNA binding. The coding region runs from base 1 to 1287 and encodes 428 amino acids. Gene Ontology annotation, biological process: regulation of transcription by RNA polymerase II. The record is from RefSeq and is a predicted model, not a curated record. Lineage: Eukaryota; Fungi; Ascomycota; Eurotiomycetes; Eurotiales; Aspergillaceae.